Lepus europaeus (European hare) is the source of this 849-nucleotide messenger RNA. Its product is annotated as CDAN1-interacting nuclease 1-like. Gene Ontology annotation, cellular component: nucleus; cytoplasm. NCBI's taxonomy places the organism in Eukaryota, Metazoa, Chordata, Mammalia, Lagomorpha, Leporidae. The record is from RefSeq and is a predicted model, not a curated record. Gene Ontology annotation, biological process: erythrocyte differentiation.
AUGAUACUGACCAAAGCCCAGUAUGAUGAGAUAGCCCAGUGCCUAGGGUCUGUGCCGCCCACCAGGCAGAGCCUGAGGAAGCCGAAGCAGAGGUUCCCCAGUCAGUCGCAGGCCACUCUGCUGAGCAUCUUCUCCCAGGAGUACCAGAAACACAUUAAAAGAACACAUGCCAAACACCAUACUUUGGAUGCAAUUGAAAGUUAUUACCAGAGGUAUCUGAAUGGAGUGCUGAAAAACAGAGGCCCAGUGCUCCUGGAGUCAGCCAGUGAGGUGGACUAUGCACCCUCAUUAAUGGCUCGUAUUCUACUGGAGAGGUUUCUCCAAGAACACGAGGAAACGCCACCCUCGAAGUCUGUUAUAAAUAGUAUGUUACGGGACCCUGCUCAGAUUCCAGAUGGAGUUCUAGCAGAUCAGGUCUAUCAGUGCACUGUGAACGACUGCUGCUAUGGCCCACUGGUGGACUGCAUCAAACACGCCAUUGGUCAUGAGCAUGAACAUGAAGUCCUGCUGAGAGACUUGCUUCUGGAGAAAAAUCUUUCUUUCCUGGAUGAAGAUCAGCUCCGUGCAAAGGGUUAUGACAAAACACCAGACUUUAUUUUGCAGGUACCAGUUGCUGUAGAAGGGCACAUAAUUCACUGGAUUGAAAGCAAAGCCUCAUUUGGUGACGAAUGUAGCCACCAUGCCUACCUGCAUGACCAGUUCUGGAGCUACUGGAAUAGAUUUGGGCCAGGCUUGGUCAUCUAUUGGUACGGCUUUAUCCGGGAGCUGGACUGCAACCGGGAGAGGGGCAUCCUGCUCAAAGCCUGUUUCCUGAGCGACAUCGUCACCCUGUGCCACAACACUGCUUGA